AACCUUGCCAGGUAACAAAAACCCUGUGGGAUAAGUUGUUCUGCCUUAGACCCAUUACUUGAGAAUAAGUUUACCCCAUGUAAGUCCAUAGAUAAAAUUUUACUCUCCUGGAUUGCAGGUUUUCUUUGCCCUCACUAUGACAGCUGUGGCACUGUCUCAACAGGGUUCCUUAGCCCCUGAUGCAAGCAAAGGAAAGAGCUCUGCUGCUUCAAUAUUUGCAAUUCUUGACCGGAAAUCAAAAAUAGAUGCUAGUGAUAACUCCGGAACAACUAUAGAAAAUUUGAAGGGAGAAAUUGAAUUUUACCAUGUUAGUUUCAAGUAUCCAAAUAGACCUAAUGUACCAAUCUUCCAGGAUCUGUGCUUGACCAUUCACUAUGGGCAGACAGUUGCUCUGGUUGGAGAAAGCGGAAGUGGGAAAUCAACAGUGAUCUCAUUGCUGCAGAGAUUUUAUGAUCCUGAUUCAGGUCACAUUACAUUAGAUGGUACUGAAAUGCAAACAUUACAGCUGAAGUGGUUGAGGCAGCAAAUGGGGCUGGUGAGCCAGGAGCCUCUGCUUUUUAAUGACACUAUCAGAGCCAACAUUGCAUAUGGAAAGGAAGGGAGUGCAACCGAGGCUGAAAUUAUAGCCGCAGCAGAAUUGGCAAAUGCUCACAAGUUCAUUAGUAGUUUACAACAGGGCUAUGAUACAAUAGUAGGUGAGCGAGGGGUCCAACUUUCUGGCGGACAGAAGCAAAGGGUAGCUAUUGCAAGAGCUAUAAUGAAGGCACCAAAGAUAUUACUACUAGAUGAAGCCACCAGUGCUCUUGAUGCUGAAUCCGAAAGAGUGGUUCAAGAUGCACUGGAUAGAGUUAUGGUGGAUCGAACUACAGUGGUGGUUGCCCAUCGGCUAUCCACAAUUAAGGGUGCAGAUUUAAUAGCAGUGGUGAAAAAUGGAGUCAUUGCAGAGAAAGGAAAGCAUGAAACUCUGAUCGGUAUCAAGGAUGGAACUUAUGCUUCUUUGGUAGCACUACAUGCAAGUGCCUCAUCUUAGAGAGCUUUCUGUUCUGUCUGUAAAUCAAAUUCAAUAAUGUGUUGUAUGAACUUAAGUCAUCUUUUUGGUCAU
Molecule: messenger RNA, 1102 nt
Organism: Rosa rugosa (rugosa rose)
Lineage: Eukaryota; Viridiplantae; Streptophyta; Magnoliopsida; Rosales; Rosaceae
Product: ABC transporter B family member 21-like
Exons: 3
Coding region: 137-1030 (297 amino acids)
Cellular component (GO): membrane
Molecular function (GO): ABC-type oligopeptide transporter activity; ATP hydrolysis activity; ATP binding
Source: RefSeq, a predicted model, not a curated record